AUGAGCAACACCGAUUUCCUCGGCCGGGCGAUCGACACCGUGAAGAGCGCGAUUGAAUUUGACAAUGCGGGCGAAUAUGAGAAAGCAUACCAGACAUACUACUCAGCUCUGGAGCUGUUCAUGCUUGCUUUGAAAUGGGAGAAGAAUCCCAAGUCGAAGGAAAUGAUCCGGGCGAAGACUGGGGAAUACAUGGAAAGGGCAGAGAAGUUAAAGAAUCACCUGGCGGGACUUGACAAUCGGAAGAAACCGAGUGCGGUUGGGACGAAUGGAAAGAUUGCGCAAGGAAGUGGGAAAGGAGGCAAGGGUGACGAUGAUGAUGAAGAUGCCGAGUCUAAGAAGCUCCGUGGAGCUUUAGCAGGAGCUAUAUUAACGGACAAGCCAAACGUAAGGUGGGAAGAUGUUGCCGGUUUACAAGGCGCAAAAGAGGCCCUCCAAGAAGCUGUCAUACUACCCAUCAAGUUCCCUUCGUUGUUCACAGGGAAUCGUAAGCCGUGGAAGGGUAUAUUACUCUAUGGGCCACCAGGGACGGGUAAAUCCUAUCUAGCCAAAGCCGUGGCUACAGAGGCAAACAGCACAUUUUUCAGUGUGAGCAGUAGUGAUUUGGUUUCAAAAUGGAUGGGAGAGAGUGAGAGGCUUGUUAAACAACUAUUCAAUAUGGCUCGGGAAAAUAAACCUGCUAUCGUUUUUAUUGACGAAAUAGACGCCCUCUGUGGUACACGUGGGGAAGGAGAACCAGAUGCAUCGCGGCGUAUCAAAACUGAAUUGCUCGUGCAAAUGGACGGUGUCGGGAAAGAUUCAACUGGUGUUUUGAUCCUAGGAGCAACGAAUAUCCCAUGGCAGCUAGAUUCGGCUAUUCGACGACGUUUUCAGCGAAGGGUCUACAUAAGUCUACCUGAUAUGGCUGCCCGAAUGAAAAUGUUUAAAAUAAGUAUAGGUAGCACACCUUGCGAGCUAACAGUGCCUGAUUUCCGGACGCUUGCGGAGUUGACUGAGGGCUAUUCAGGAAGUGAUAUCAAUAUUGCUGUUCAGGAUGCACUCAUGCAACCUGUGCGCAAAAUUCAGUCAGCAACUCACUAUAAAAAGGUAAUGGUGGAUGGAGUGCAAAAAGUCACCCCCUGCUCCCCGGGUGAUCAGGGGGCCACUGAAAUGACCUGGGUGGAUGUAAAUCCAGACGAGCUUCUUGAGCCUCCACUUGUUCUCAAAGACUUUGUCAAGGCUGUCAAAGGAUCUCGACCGACGGUUAGCCCUGAAGACCUCGCCAAAAGCGCUGAGUGGACCGAAAUGUUUGGGAGUGAAGGCGCUUAA
Microsporum canis CBS 113480 is the source of this 1305-nucleotide messenger RNA. Its product is annotated as vacuolar protein sorting-associated protein 4. Gene Ontology annotation, molecular function: ATP hydrolysis activity; ATP binding. Lineage: Eukaryota; Fungi; Ascomycota; Eurotiomycetes; Onygenales; Arthrodermataceae. Gene Ontology annotation, biological process: endosomal transport; vacuole organization. The transcript has 4 exons. The record is from RefSeq and is a predicted model, not a curated record. The coding region runs from base 1 to 1305 and encodes 434 amino acids.